CCUAAAUCUGUCCACAGUCAGAGUGGGGACUAGAUUUCCUUACAAAAAGAAAGUCUCAAUAACUUGAAGGGGAAUACAUGUUUUAAGAUUAGGUUUCGGUUCAGGUUAGGUAAGGUUUAACAAGGUGAGUGUUAGGGGCUACGGAAUGCAUUAUGUAAAUAAGUAUUUGAACAAAGGUGUAUCUGGGUGCAUGCGUGUGUGUGUGCGUGCGUGAUUGUAUGUUUGUGUGCGUGUGUGCCUGCGGGGAGCUCCAACUUACCGACCUCUGAAAGUUUAAUGAGACCACGGUCGUUCCAGGUCGACGGCCUCAACAUGCAGCAGGCGACCCACCACGAGGCGGUCAGCGCCCUCAGGAAUGCUGGGAGCUGCAUCAAUAUGAAAGUGCUCAGAGAGGGGCCACCACCCCGAGGGGUGCGUGACCCGGACGAGCCUCUAGAGCCUCGGGACGUGACGGGACGACAGCUCUGCAGCCAGGAUGCCGGAGGCCGGAGGAGCAAACAGCCGAAGAUGAAGAGCGCGGACGAGUGUUUGUCCAGGAAGAUUGAGGCGGGUGUCUGCAACGGCAAUGGCGCUUCUGAGCUGGAGGCAGAGGCGUUAACAAGAAAACACGGUGCUCUGGCUGGAAAGCAGACGAUGACAAUCCCGCGGAUCAUCCUUACUCAUCCUUCUAUAUCAGAUGAAGAUGCAGAGCUCUUGACACAGACAGCCAGCAGAGAGCCGCUGCAUGACUUUGACCUUCCUAACAGACACGUACACCCCGACUGUUUCGACAGCGCUUUCUUCCCACCCUGACCUCAGCACCCAGCUGUGGACAUGAAGGACACAGACUAUUACUUUUUUAAUAGCGGCAGCAUUUUCAGAGAGCUGGUCAUGGAAGGUUUAGUGUGAGGACAAACUGUUGGAAUGUUUGUGUUACUGCCAUCGCAAAGCUUUAUGUCUGUCACACUCAACUGCUACUACUAGUACUUGAUGUUAUUAAAGAAUGGGCAGAUUUCUGAAUUUAUUUUUAUGGCUAGAACCAAAAGAGGUUUGCCUGCUACAGAGAACAGUUGAGCAUGUCCGACUGGUCUCUAAUGCAGAAAUAAGAUACAUGACAUCAUGUUACACACACCCAAUUAGACGAUGAAUGCUGCUGGCUGCUUCUACUUUACAUCGUUGUGCUGUAUGUUGUGAAUGCGAUAUCAAUUGCCCGUGACAAUGUGAAGCACAGGAACUUUUUUUAAUUGUCUCCGCUGACAUCAAAUGGCUAAUGGCUGAACAGAAAGCACAGUGGUGAGUCCAGAGUCCUGAGACCGAGGGAACUCCGCUCCACAUCUGCUGUUUGCACCACUUCACACUCAUGAGAACAGACGCUGCACAAAUGUUUGUGAAAGACAAACACUGGAAGAUUCAAUUUUUUUUGCAUUCCAAAGCCUAGAAUGUACAAACUGUAGACGUUGAUACCCGCCCUGUGUUAGUUCACAGAAAGAAGAGUUGACUGUUCAGUGUUUUCAAUAAAGUGAAAAUAUAUUGUUAA
Platichthys flesus (European flounder) is the source of this 1516-nucleotide messenger RNA. RefSeq lists its product as uncharacterized. The transcript has 3 exons. The record is from RefSeq and is a predicted model, not a curated record. Bases 277 to 792 code for a protein of 171 amino acids. Lineage: Eukaryota; Metazoa; Chordata; Actinopteri; Pleuronectiformes; Pleuronectidae. Gene Ontology annotation, molecular function: protein binding.